GUGCUAUUCAAAACGGCAAUACCAUCACGAAUCUGUGAAUUUAUUGUCUGUUAUAGUGUCUGUGAUAAAAAAAUUAAAAAAAAAAAGAAAAUCUACUUGGGUACGGUGUUGGUGAUAAGUCAGAUAUUAAAAAAAUCUCAAUAAUCUUUUAAUCCAGAAGUAAUUGAAAUAUCCUGUCCUGUUCAAGAUGCCUCGUUACCAUAAGGUAGAAAUUAAUAAAACAGAAUGGAUUGUCCCAGAAAGAUAUCAAAUGCUUACACCUGUGGGUUCAGGUGCUUACGGACAAGUUUGUUCCGCGAUCGAUACUCUGCAUAAUAUGAAAGUGGCAAUUAAAAAAUUGGCGAGACCGUUCCAGUCUGCCGUGCAUGCUAAGCGGACUUAUCGCGAACUGAGGAUGUUGAAGCAUAUGAACCAUGAGAAUGUUAUCGGUCUGCUGGAUGUGUUCAGCCCUGAAAAAACCUUGGAGGAAUUUCAGCAAGUAUAUUUAGUGACACACUUGAUGGGGGCUGAUUUAAAUAAUAUUGUUCGUACUCAAAAACUGUCAGAUGACCAUGUCCAAUUUCUGGUCUAUCAAAUUCUCCGUGGUCUUAAAUAUAUUCACUCAGCAGGAAUCAUUCACAGGGAUCUAAAACCUUCUAACAUUGCUGUCAAUGAGGACUGCGAAUUGAAAAUAUUAGAUUUUGGUCUGGCCAGACCAACUGAAACAGAGAUGACUGGCUAUGUAGCAACAAGGUGGUACCGAGCCCCCGAGAUCAUGCUGAACUGGAUGCAUUAUAACCAGACUGUUGAUAUUUGGUCUGUUGGCUGCAUUAUGGCUGAAUUAUUGACUGGUAGAACUUUGUUCCCAGGUUCAGACCAUAUCCAUCAAUUGAAUUUGAUCAUGGAGGUACUUGGGACACCCGCUCAGGAGUUCAUGUCAAAAAUAUCUUCAGAGUCUGCUAGGAAUUACAUUCAGUCGUUGCCUGCACUGAAGAGACGUGACUUCCGCGAAGUGUUCCGUGGUGCGAACCCUCUGGCCGUCAACUUGCUGGAACUUAUGUUGGAGUUAGACGCUGACAAACGCAUAACAGCGGAACAAGCGCUUGCGCACGAGUACUUGGCACAGUAUGCUGACCCGGACGACGAGCCCGUGUCGGCGCCCUACGAUCAGAGCUUUGAGGAUAUGGAGCUCCCCGUGGACAAGUGGAAAGAGUUGGUGUGGAAAGAAGUGGUGGAAUUCAAACCUCACCCCCAACACAUGAACACAGUGGUGGAGGUGACUCCUUCGUAAAGUCAAACCCCCUGUAUAGCUUCUACAGAUCUACUUGAACCUUGCUGCAACACGGGCUACAUCUUAUGAGCUAGUAAAACCAGGGUAAAUAAUUACAAAUGAUGUACUUUUAAAUAUAUUUUUUGAACGCUAAAGUAGACAGACCAAAGUUUGCCCUCCAAUUAUACUGUUAUAAUCUUCUAGAAUGAAAUGCAGCAUAGCAGUUGCUAGACUAGAUAACAACAUGGCACUUUUUAUCCCCAAAGAAGAAAGCAAAGAUGCAAACUACACAUUCGCUUUUCGCCAGUUAUAAGUAUUUAUGAAUUUCCUUUGGAAUAAAAUUAAAUGUUACACUAGAGUUAUUGUCACGGAUUCACACUGUAUCGCGUGUGAGAAAAUCUCAUUUUAAG
This is a messenger RNA of Spodoptera exigua (beet armyworm), 1659 nucleotides long. Lineage: Eukaryota; Metazoa; Arthropoda; Insecta; Lepidoptera; Noctuidae. The record is from the annotation of a GenBank genome assembly.